AUGGCUUCCGUCAAAUCUCGUAAAGCUACAAUGAUAUCGAUAUUAAGUUUUCAAACGAUAUUAAUAAUACUUUUUGCCAUAUUUACCGCAUAUGAUAACGAUACGAAUCCUCUUACACCACCGAGUGGUAAAAAUUUUACCGUCGCGGAUAUACAAUAUACGGUUUUCCAAGACGUACACGUAAUGAUUUUCGUUGGUUUUGGUUUUUUAAUGACUUUCCUUCGGAAAUAUGCCUACAGUGCUUUAGGAUUUACAUUUUUAAUAUCCGCAUUAGUUAUUCAAUGGGGUUUGCUUUGUCAGGGAUUUUACAAAAUGAAUUCUACCGAUGAAUUUGUUUACUUAGGAAUUGAAAAUUUGAUAGGUGCCGAUAUGAUAGCAGCAGCAGUUUUAAUUUCAUUGGGAGCCGUCCUGGGUAAAAUUUCACCCAUACAACUUAUCAUCAUGGCCGUGCUCGAAACUAUUUUUUAUACUUUUAACGAAUAUUUGGGAACUUACAUUUUAGAUGCUGUUGAUCCGGGUGGAUCGAUGUUUAUUCACGUUUUUGGUUCUUAUUUCGGUUUAGCUGUUAGUUUUACCCUUCCGAAAAGCGUAAGCACGCAAGAGGAAAAAAAUUAUUACGAAUCAUCCAAGUAUCAAAGUGAUGUGAAUGCCAUGAUAGGUUCUCUUUUUUUAUGGAUUUUUUGGCCGAGUUUUAAUGCCGGAUUUCUUUACAAUGACGAAAAAUAUAGAGCGAUCAUAAACACGUACCUUUCUUUGACAGCAUCUUGUUUGGCAGCAUUUGCCGUUUCAUCGAUGAUAAACAAAAAUGGAAAAUUUAACAUGGUUCAUAUUCAAAAUGCAACACUGGCGGGAGGUGUUUGCGUAGGAACUUCUGCCAAUAUGAUGAUUCAACCUUAUGGCGCUCUAGUAAUCGGAUGUUUUGGCGGAACUUUGUCCACGUUGGGUUUUUGUUUCGUACAAAGCAAAUUGCGAAUACAUGACACCUGCGGCGUUCAUAAUUUACACGGAAUGCCUGGAAUAGCAGCUGGAAUUAUUGGAACAAUUGUGGCAGCCAUAGCCAACUACGAAACUUAUGAAACCAGUUUAUAUGAAGUUUUUCCAGCGUUGAGUAAGAGGACAGCACUCCAGCAAGCUGGAUAUCAAUUUUUAGCAUUAACCGUCAGCUUUUUAAAUGCCGUAAUCGGAGGAUUGAUAACAGGUGUCUGCAUAAGAAACUUUAAAAAAAUAGAAAGAUAUUUCGAUGACGAAAUGAUAUGGAAUCUUCCUCCGACGGAAAAAAUUAAAGUUAAUGAAGAAUCUUUGUACAGAGUUAAAAUAUAG
Pediculus humanus corporis (human body louse) is the source of this 1320-nucleotide messenger RNA. RefSeq names its product Rhesus blood group-associated glycoprotein, putative. Gene Ontology annotation, cellular component: plasma membrane. Gene Ontology annotation, molecular function: ammonium channel activity. The coding region runs from base 1 to 1320 and encodes 439 amino acids. The record is from RefSeq and is a predicted model, not a curated record. NCBI's taxonomy places the organism in Eukaryota, Metazoa, Arthropoda, Insecta, Psocodea, Pediculidae. The transcript has 9 exons. Gene Ontology annotation, biological process: ammonium transmembrane transport; ammonium homeostasis.